Molecule: messenger RNA, 2096 nt
Organism: Miniopterus natalensis
Lineage: Eukaryota; Metazoa; Chordata; Mammalia; Chiroptera; Miniopteridae
Source: RefSeq, a predicted model, not a curated record
GAGUCCAUAGCUAAGCACCAGGAGCUGAGCUCUGUUCGCUGUGCCUGGCUGCAAGUCUCCGACAUGGCUCAGGAGAAAAUGGAGCUGGACUUUGAGCCUGACACAUCUAAUGGGGGCACCCUGAGGAGAUCGAGCAGCGCUCCCCUGAUCCAUGGGCUCAGUGACCUUUCACAGGUUUUUCAGCCUUACGCAUUUAGAACUCGGAGGAAUAGUACGACGAUUAUGAGCCGUCACAACCUGGACUUGCUGUCAUCCUCACCUAAUCGGAUUUCUAACAGCAGACUGCAUCAAAUCAAAAUGGAGGAAGGUAUGAAUAUGAUGAAGAGAGAAACUGCUCAUGAAAGGGAAGUGCAAACAGCAAUGCAGAUAAGCCAAUCUUGGGAUGAGAGCUUAAGCCUGAGUGACAAUGAUUUUGACAAGCCAGAGAAAUUAUAUUCUCCUAAAAGGAUUGACUUCAUUCCGGUUUCUCCAGCACCAUCACCCACCAGAGGACUUGGAAAGCAAUGCUUUUCACCAUCCUUACAAAUGUCUGUGAGCAGCAGUGGGCUACCACCAAGUCCCAUUCCUAGUCCGAGACACUUUUCCAGCAGGAGGAGUCAGAGUCCAGUCAAGUGCAUUAAGCCCAGUGCUCUUGGUCCGAUUAAAAGAAAAGGUGAAAUGGAGACCGAAAGCCAGCCCAAGAGGCUCUUCCAAGGCACUACCAAUAUGCUGUCUCCGGAGACUGCACAAUUGUCUGAUCUCAGUUCAUGUUCAGACAUUUUGGAUGGCAGUAGUAGCGGCAGUAGCAGCAGUGGCUUAUCCUCAGACUCACUGGCUAAAGGCAGCACAACCGCAGAGUCUCCAGUAGCAUGCUCCAAUUCAUGCCCUCCGUUCAUCUUGGUGGAUGAUCUCUCACCCAAGUGAUUUACCCAUUUCUGAUUCAGUGUUUUAACGGCUGUUACCUACAUAAAUCAUUCAGUGAGAGGAACGCAGAGAACUUUGAUCCGUAAUGAGGAUUAAAGUACUACGUAUUUAAACCAUUUCGACACCACUCUCUCGUGGCAUCUCUCUUCUCUAAAGUUCAAUUUACGAGCAUGGUGACCUUACUUGUGUCUCUUGUUGCUGAUCACAUUUUGGAUCUAGUGGCAAAAUCUCAAAUACUCACUUUUCAUUGCUUAGAAUAUAUACAUAUAUAUUCUCAGUGCCUCAAGGAGCACCCAUUUUACAGUCUGCGUUUAAGAAAAGCACUGAUGUGUAUUUUUGAUAAUGGUUCCUUUUCCCGGCAGUGAUAUGACAGCUAGAGUUGAUCAGAAAUUCUCUUGCUUGAGAGAUUGUGUUGUCCUUUGUUGACUACAUAAUUUCAAAUCUAUUUCACAGUAGAUGAAUUGCUCUUGAUUAUAUUAAUUUUUAAUUUUUCUGCAUCAUCUUAACAUACAUUAUUUUGUUUCCUUUUCCUGUUCGAGCUGCUUACUUGCCAUAUCUCACAGAGUGGAAAAAUCACAUAGUUGCUUUCAUUACUACCCAUAUCGCUUCUUUGCUGCUGGAGUGUAUGGCGUGAGGAUUGAUUUUAGUGCUGAGAAUGUGAAUGGACUUACAGGAUGCCUGGAGUAGUCACCACAAGUUCAUAUAAGUUAGCUACCACAGUUGAUAUUUUUCUCUCCAAAUCUGUUACCCUAAGGAAUAUAUAAAAUAUUGUUAAUGUUUCUAGGUGGUGUUAUCAAGGAGAAGAAAUUCCUGCCUUGACCAGAUGUGUGGAGCAUCUUCAGAUGAAUGAAUAAUGUUAUUUACACACAAACCGCUGUCUAGAAAGGCAUAUGUGAAGCUUGACAGCUUGGGUGGUAUUAUGAGGCCUGAGGUGCCUUGGGGUACAGUGCUGUGCUGUAAAGAUGUAUAUCAUAAGGUAGGGUAGAAAAGGGGGCUUUAUGUGAUUGUCACAUAGUGUCUCAAUUGCUGCUUUGUUCUGAUUACUUUUUUGACAUUGGACUCUUGUUUCGUCGCGUGGUGAGUGGUAAUGCCAAUUGUUUUGGUCAUUGUGUUGCCACCAGAAUUAGAAUCCAGGUCUUAUUCAUGCUGCCUUAUAGCAAGGACAGUUUAAUAUCUGUGAGGAAGCUUUUAGG